GGAAAACAUAACGCGUUUUUAUUGCGCAAUUUUCGACCCUAAUGUGUUAGUUUAAAGUUCAAAAUUUAGUUUUUAGUUAGUGUUUAGCGCGGAUUUAACGUGUUGCAAUUUGUGUUUGUGUGUGUCGCGGAUAAUUGUUAUUACUAAAAAAAAGUAUUUAUUAUGAAAUUAAACUGGAUGUGAAAGUAACUGAACUGUGAAGUGAUAUCGUGUCGUUGUGACAAUGAGUGAGAAGAAGUAUAACAGUAUGCCGAGAAUCAGGCGAAGGGACACAUGGAGAAAGUCGGGGCUGGACACAUGGUUUGGGCGACCGAAGAAGGCGGGGGGUGGUAUGGAGCGAGGGUACGACACGGUGCCGCGGGCUGAGCCGAGGGUGGAAGACGAGGAGCCGGCUGCCGAGUACACCAGUAAGAUUGACGCGCUGGAUGACGAGCAGCUGGAGCGAAGGUUCGAGGAGAUGCUGACGGAUAUGAAUAUAGGCGAAAAGAAGAAAGAGCCGCUACGGAAGUACUCGAGGGAUCAGAAGAAGAAGAUGCUCGUUGCGUAUAAGUUCGUUAAUGCACAGGAAGGUCGCUCAAAGUUUGAGAAGCCGUCCGACUACGUGUCGUACCUCAACCAGCCCGAGCUGUCUGUGGGUAAGCUGCACGGUUGCCUGGAGAACCUGAGGAUAUCUCUCACCAACAACCCGCUGUCUUGGAUCGAGGAGUUCGGCGCGAAGGGCAUCGAGAGCUUGCUGACUACUCUCAACGUCUGUUAUACCAAUGACUCGCGCUACGACCGCGUGCAGUACGAGUGCAUACGAUGUCUGUCCGCCAUCUUGAAUAAUACAGUGGGCAUUCGCGCCGUGUUCGAGUGUCGGGAGGCGUUGCCUGUGCUCGCGAGGAGUUUGGACGCCAGGAAACCUCACUGCGCCUUGGAAGCUGCGAAGGUGCUAGCCGCAAUAUGCCUCAUACCAAACGGCCACGAGAAGGUUCUAGAAGCAAUCACAAUGGCGGGAGAGUCGAGUAGGAAACCAAGACUGUUGCCGAUAGUUGAGGGACUGCAUCCGAAAGCACCAGAGAGUCUUAAGAACGGCUGCAUGCAACUCAUCAACGCCAUAAUAACCGAACCAGAAGAGCUAGAGUUUCGGAUGCACUUACGUAGCGAGUUUAUGAGAACUGGACUCUAUGACCUUAUAGAUGACCUGCGCGCCGGCGCGGCAGACGGCGGUCGGCAGAUACAGAUGAACGUGUUCGACACCCACGCAGCUGCAGAUCAGGACGAGUUUCUGGCGAAAUUUGAUGACGUCAGAGUGGACUUCCAAGAUGUUAACGAAUGCUUUGAGCUGGUGAAGAACUUGGUGAUCGACACUCCCGCGGAGCCGUUCCUACUGUCCAUUCUACAACAUCUGCUGUUCAUCAGAGAUGAUGAACAAAUCAGGCCCGCAUAUUACAAGUUAAUAGAAGAAUGUAUUACUCAAAUAGUGCUUCACAAAAACGGCUAUGACCCGGACUUCAGACUGACGCAGAGGUUCAACAUUGAUGUACAGCCUCUGAUAGAUGGUCUCAUUGAAAAAUCACGUGCAGAAGAGGAAAGGAAGUUGGAAGAGUUAAAAUCUAAGUUGGAAGCUGCGAUCGCUGCGAGACAGGAGGCUGAAGCGAGAGUCACGCACUUGGAGGAUAAACUGCAGAACGCGUCCACACCUAGCGGGCCGGGGGGCGUGACGCACGGGAAUAUAGCCGCCAUUGCUAAGGUUAUCGGCAGUCCAGGUGGGCCUCCACCACCCCCUCCUCCUCCAAUGCCCGGAGGAGGCGCUCCUCCACCACCGCCGCCUCCUCUGCCCUCAGGUGGGCCAAUGCCUCCGCCGCCACCACCAAUGCCAGGUUCGGGUCCACCGCCGCCUCCACCUCCCCCCGGGAUGAUGGGUGCUCCGCCCCCACCACCGAUGCCCGGCAUGGGGCCCCCACCUCCCCCGCCCCCACCAGGCAUGGGGCCCAGACCACCGCCGCCUCCCGGCGGUUUCAUGAUGCCAAAAAUGCCACAGCCGGAUGUUCUUCCUCACGGACUGAAGCCGAAAAAGAAGUGGGAAGUGGGAGGUCCGCUGAAGAGAGCCAACUGGAAGACUAUCAUACCGCAGAAGAUGUCGGAGAAGGCGUUCUGGGUUAAGGUACAAGAGGAUAAACUGGCUUCACCUGAUAUAUUGAACGGUUUGGCGCUGAAGUUCUCCAGCAAACCGGUCGCGAAAAGAAACGAAGAUUCUGUGGACAAGGUGCACACGCUGAAGAAGGUGAAAGAUCUGAAGGUGCUCGACGGGAAGGCGGCCCAGAACCUCUCGAUCCUGCUGGGUGGCUCCCUGAAGCAUAUGUCCUACGAACACAUCAGGGAGUGCAUACUGCGCUGUGACACCAAGGUGUUGUCAGGGAACGUGUUGGAUUUGUUAAUACAGUAUCUACCACCAGCGGACCAGCUGAAGAAACUUGCAGAACUAAAGUGCAAGAGUGAAGAGCUGACAGAGGCUGAACAAUUCGCAGCAACGGUGGCUGAUAUAAAGCGGCUCGUGCCAAGGUUAAGGAGUCUCGCCUUCCGGGAACAUUAUGCCGAGAUCAUAUCCGAGGUCAAACCGGAUAUUGUAUCCGGGACAGCGGCGUGUGAAGAAGUCAAGUCGAGUGCAAAGUUCGCCAAAAUUCUAGAACUGCUGUUGCUAUUAGGAAACUAUAUGAACACGGGGUCAAAUAACGCUGGUGCUUAUGGUUUCGAGAUUAGUUUUCUUACGAAGUUGACCGCAACGAAAGACUUAGAAAACAAGCAAACUCUACUGCAUUACCUGGUGGACACCAUCGAGUCGAAGUUUCCCGACAUUCUGGCCUUCGCCGAGGAGAUGCCCCACAUCGACAGGGCCGCGCGAGUAUCCAUGGAGAACCUUCAGAAGGCCCUGAAGAAGAUGGAGAACGACAUCAGAGCGCUGGAGACAGACCUGAACAACUCCAGGGUGCAGCAGAGUCCUGAUGACCUGUUCAACGAGACAUUAAGCAGUUUCGCGAAGGAGGCCCGCGAGCAAUGCGACCUGCUUCACUCGAUGUUCCGCAAGAUGGAGGCACUGUACAACGAGCUCGCAGAGUACUUCGUAUUCGACCCGCACAAGUACACGCUGGAGGAGUUCUUCAGCGAUAUCAAAACAUUCAAGGACUCGUUUGCUGCGGCGUAUCAGGAGAAUCUCGUAGUCCGGGAGACAGAAGAGAGGGCGCGGAGAGCGCGGGAGGCUCGAGCGGCCGCCGAGAGAGACCGCAGGGACCGCCAGCACAGAUACAAGCAGUUCGUGGACAUGGACCACGCACAAGAGGGCGUCAUGGACAGUCUUAUGGAGGCACUGCAGAGCGGUUCGGCGUUUAGCAGAGAGAGGCCGAGGAAAAAAGCCAACCCAAGAGUGGCUGGAGCUGAACGAAGAGCGCAGUUGAACAGAUCCCGUUCGAGAUCCGGUCUGACGGGACCGCUCACCACGAGGGAGUUAACGAAUGAAUUGUUGAGCAACGCGUGAUAACAGCAACAGUGAUAUUAGUAUAUUUAUUAUAUUUUAGCUGUAAGAGUAUCAAAACGGCCUAACUUUACUCUGUGAAUAACAUAUCUCACACGAACAGUUAAUAUAGUAAUCGCCAAAGAUCACGCGCUCUUAAUUAGAGUAGUACUGCCGAUAAAUCUCUCUCGCUCGCACAGAUUUUAGUAAGCCAAUGUGAUGUGUUAUAAUUGUUUGUAUAAAGCCAUUUCAUUUCUGUCGAGCGUUUGUGAUUUGGCGAUUACUAUAAUAGAGGACGGGCUAAAUUAUAGACAAAUCAAAAUGGCGCUUCGGUUGAUUUUAAAGGUUAUAUAAUAUGAAGAAUGAAGAAUAAUUAAGUUUUGUAUGAAUUUAAUUUUUUUUAUUUGUACGAAAUGGCCUACUUUGAAGUUAAUCUGAAAAUAUAUUGUAAUGAUAUAAUAUCCACUCAAACUCCAUCUUAAUUAAAAAAUGUCAUCUACCAUACUUGUAGAGAUUUAUUUUGUUUGUUUGUACAUAUUCCGUCAAAUAUAGAAUUGGCGGCAACGUAUUCUCUAUUUGGCAUUCCAAGAUGGCUGUUUGACACAAUUCAACAUGGCACAUGUCUCGCAGUUCACUGUAACAUGUGUAAUUUUAUGAAAUUAAUGUAUUUAUUUCUGAGCAAAUAUUAUUACGGCCGGCAUUGCGUAGUCGAGCAAACAACCAGUGAAAUUUAUGCGAAGUGAGUCUAACAUUUUACAAAGACAUCCCACAUGACAAUAGAAAACUUCAAAUGUCAAACCGAAAGGCAAAUCAACAUGGCGCCAAUAUACUCUGAUGUAACAUCGGAGUAUUAAAUAACACAUAAUAUUAAGUAUUUCUGUUUGUAUAGUUUUAAACAUUGUUUUUAUAUAAGUAUCGAAAGAAAGACACACUGUUUAUUUUGUUUUAAUACGUUAACAUUAAUGUGACAUUUUCAUUGAGCAAAUGUCACAUGUCAUCCUUGUGAAGUGAUUGGCGCUAUCUAAAUAUUCAUAUGUCACCAGUUAUCGAUUAUUGACUGCUAAUAACUGAGAAUAUUUUUUUCAUUAAGUAUCCAGUAUAUUCAGUCUAUCUAUGAUUACACAUUCUUGUUACUUUUAGCUUUUUGUUUGCAUAUUUGUAAUAAGUACAAAUAGUUGGUCAACUCGUUUGCUAAGCUGCUAAAUAUAGGAUGUUUCGAUUAAAUAUGCUUAGAUAAUUUAUACGUUUAGACAGAGCCUCUUGCUGCUAGACAGCAGAUGGAAACAGGCCAGGUUUAUUACUUUAGUGUGCGUGACAAGCUACGUUUGACACUUGCGGCUUGUAUGUCCCUUUGUGUUAGUGUGGGUGCAUUGCUAAAAAUAGAGGUUAACUGUCAAAUUUUUUUCGACGUUUUCACAGCUGCCAGUCUAUCUAGACUUAUAAAUGUUCUAAGAAAAUAUGAAAGGGCUGCCUGAAGAACAUUCUAUAGAAUAUUCACGCACAGCUUUUUACAGCACAGGUGCUAAGUAUAUUUCUAGUUAUUUAUGCAACUGUUGUGUAAUAAGGUUCGUCGAGUGUGAUAAUAGUAUCACAUGAGUUUGUUUAAUACCUAAUUAUCAACAGUUGCAUAUAAGAAUUUAUCGACACCCAUAAUAUGAAUCCUCUGUAAAAGAUUCUGAAACAGUUAGCUUGCUGUUAAUAUUAAAAAAGCCAGUCCUAGUAGCCAUUACAUCAUCCAAACGAGUGUUGUAAUGAAAACGGAUGAUGUAAUGUUGUACUGAAUUUCAUUACAACACUCGAUGUUAUGGUUAUUGGGACAUUGAGUGUUUUAAUGUUGGCAAUAAGCUAACUGUUUUAGAAUCUUUAAUAGAGGAUUUAAAGGCUAGGUGUAUUUUAAAGUAAAAAUAGUAAAUUGGGCAUAAACUUCACUAAGAAAGUAGCAAAGUCGUACUGUAGCAUGAGAAAAAAACGCGUGCAACUGAUUACAAGUACCUAUUCGCAUUGGAACGAAUCGGUAUGAACGCAGCGGUACUUUCAGUAGCGUCCGAGUUGCUUUCAUUAUUUGUAUUUAUCAUACAAACAGACAUUUUAUAUAAAAUGGAAUUCGAAAUUAAGAUUAUUAUAUUGAAAUGCAGAUUCAUAAUCAAUUGACGGAUGCCAUAUAAUCUGGAUUCCAAGCAAUCUUA
Leptidea sinapis is the source of this 5676-nucleotide messenger RNA. RefSeq names its product protein diaphanous (gene dia). Bases 224 to 3514 code for a protein of 1096 amino acids. NCBI's taxonomy places the organism in Eukaryota, Metazoa, Arthropoda, Insecta, Lepidoptera, Pieridae. Gene Ontology annotation, molecular function: small GTPase binding; microtubule binding; actin binding. Gene Ontology annotation, cellular component: cytoplasm; actin filament. The transcript has 28 exons. Gene Ontology annotation, biological process: actin cytoskeleton organization; actin filament polymerization. The record is from RefSeq and is a predicted model, not a curated record.